AACACCCGGAGGACUUCCGGCCUGGAGUGUCCAUCCCAGUUCUGAUUUGCACAGGAAGAGGGGCAUAAAAAGCCACCCUUCCCCAUCCAACGGGACCUCCUGCCUCCCUGCAUCACGGCUGCAGCUGCUGGCCGGCGGGGCCAGAGAGGCAGAGCACAGAGGCAGCCCCAGCUGGGGAGGAGGAGGAGGAGGAGGGCAGGCCUCUUGUCAUGGAGCAGCAAAAACCAGCAGAGCUGCUGGUGGUGGUGGCGGUGGCGGCAGUGCUGGCAGCAGCCGGUGGGCUCCAGGCGAGUUGCUUGGGGAGACAGGGAGUGGCUCACUCCUCCUGGCCACCCCAGAAGGGCACCAUCAGCUGACCAGGACAUGGCAGCAGCUGCCUUUGGAAAUAAUCUGCUUCGGUUCAAUGACAAAUGACUGCUCGGGACGCAUCAGGUUUGCUCCCUGAACAGGCGCUUGCUGUGAGUCCCCAUACUUGCGACGCUGGAGGGGUGCGGGAGGGAAAAGGCCCAGAAGAGGAUAGGAAAUGAGGCGGGUCAGCUGCCUCCUCCUUACAGGCGCCCUCUCCAUCCUUGCCCUGACAGAUGCGGAACGUUUCUCCAGGCCAGGGCCCAGAGUGUGCUCCGUGGGGGUAAAAGGCCGCACAGUGUCCUCCCUUGCCUCCUACACCCAGCCCAUCUACCAGCCCUACCUUACCUUGUGCCCGGGGUACAGGCUUUGCAGCACGUACAGAACCAUCUACAGAAUUGCCCAGCGCCCGGUUUAUCGGAAACUGUCUCAGCCAGCCUACGCCUGCUGCCCUGGCUGGAGAUGGGCAAAUGGUCCCACCUGGCGUGGCUGUAAUAUAGCGAUCUGCCGGCCCCCUUGCCAAAACGGUGGCAGGUGUUUGUCCCCUAACAAGUGUUCCUGCCCUUCAGGAUGGAGCGGAAAGUGUUGCCAGACAGAUGUGGAUGAAUGCGCUGGAGGGAGGCACGGGUGCAACCAGGCUUGCCUCAACGUGGCUGGGAGUUAUCGCUGCACCUGUCGGCAAGGGUACAGACUCAGUGCAGAUGGGAAGACAUGUCAGACUGUGGGAACGCCCACAUAUCCCCAGCGCCCAGCUGGAACCUCCAGCCCAAUGGUGGAAGACGACGUGAAGGAGCUGAAAGGCAGAUUGGCAGCUCUGGAGGAAAAAUUUCAGCUCACGUUGGCGCCGUUCCUCACGCUGGACGUGCCAGGCGCAGAGGGCGCUGCCCACGACCCCAUCUCCCUGCUGGUUCUCUCAUUGCAGCAGCUGGACAGGAUUGACUCUCUCAGUGAGCAGAUCUCCUUUCUGGAAGAGCGCCUGGAGACGUGUUCCUGCAAGAAUGAAGGUUAAGGAAGAGAGUGGAAGGGGCAAAGGUCUCCCCCCCCCCCCCGCCAAGUGCAUCUGUCAUAGUAGCAGAUACCUGUCCUGGAACCAAAGUAAACUGAAGCCCUUCAGGUGCAGAAUUAAAGAAACUCAGGAUGCCACAUAGGAAGGGAACAGGCAUCAUUCGUCUCGUUCCUUAAAGGAGGAGCUUCUGGUGCUACACAGCGGCUCCCCCCCCUCCCCCCACUAUGGUACAGGAGAAGCCGCCUUCUACAGAGUCAGACGGUGGGCCCAUCUAGCUCAGUAUUCACUACACUGACUGGCAGCGGCUGCCUCUCCGGGGUUUUAGGCAGGGCACAUACCCAGCCCUGCUUGGAGAUGGUGUUGAACCCGGCACCUUCUGCAUGCAAAGCAGAUGUUCUGCCACUGAGCUACAGCCCUGAGGGCAGCCGGUUGCUUUUCAGGUUAACUGUGUAGAAAGAAAAAUAAUAAUCAUUAAUUCAAAACGCAGGGAUUGCCAACUUCUGGGGGUGCACAUGUCGACUGGCAAAACUGCCUGGGCAGUCCCCUUCUAGUGGCGACAACAUAUAACGCUUCUUUCAAGACAAAUUUCAGCAGAGCGCGCGCAUCCUCCAUCCAUCAGCAAAGGCCUCUGCCAGCUUAGGUACCAUGUUAAGGCCAAAGGCCUGCCUCUCUCUGUGCAUCUGAGGAGUUUUAUAUCAGGUCCGUAGCCAGGGUUUCUGCCCUCCCCUGGCUGUGGUAGCUGGUGCUGACCUUUUGUUAAAUGACCAUUUUGUCCAAGUCACAGGGAGAGAAAUCCAGGGCUGCUCAGUAUGGAACUGAAGCAAGUGUUUUCAACAGGCGGUGCAGUAUAGUGGUUAGAGCGCCAGACUGGGACCUGGAGGUUCAAAUCCCCAAUUGACCAUGAAGCUCACUUGGGUGAUCUUGGGGGGCCCAGUCACAGCCUCUCUCAGCCUAACCUACCUCACAGGGUUGUUCUGAGAAUAAAAUACUGAGUUUGAGCUCCUUGGAGGGAAGGUGGGAUAAAUAUAUUGUAAUAAUAAAAUAAAAUCAAGCUGAAUGCAGCCUUAAAAGCAGCAAUAGGGGGCAUCUGCUGCUUGACUACACCUCCCAGCAUGCCUGGCUGUGGCCCAUGCUGGCUGGGGCAGAUGGGAGGUGGAGCAACAGCUUCUGCAGGGAUACUAAAUACUCCUCCCCAUCCUUUAAAAACAAGUGUCCUGCCGGUUACUCCCCCCCCCCAUUGCAGACCUUGUUCUACAAUCUCCCUGUUCCUCUUGGGAAAAGGUGUCAAGUGCCAGCUUGCUUCCCUGGCCCUAAAACCCCCAUCUCUGCAACUGGGGGCAGAGACGAGAGGGUGAAGGCUGCGGUAUCUUGAAAGCAGUCUUCCCCAAACUGAUCGACCUCCAGCUCUUUUGGGUGAUGCUCACCCAUCGUUCCCCAACCAUUUGAGCUAUGCCACCUGGGACUAACGGGGGGCUGGCGCCAUCUGGAUGCACACAGGUUUCCUAGCCCUGCAUUACGCAACCCCCCCCAGAACCUAGCAGUGUCCAUUUUCCUCAGCAGACAGAUAGCCACAACAAGUGUGCACAAAAACUUUCCUUCCCUCUUUAGAAAAAAUGAAAUGGUCCAGAGAGAACUUAAUGGUACACAAUUGCUCGUUCUUCUGUAACAGGUGCAGAGACUCAAAGCCAGCAAAGCAGGUGUCUGGCCUAGUGCAAUGGGUCCUUUUUGUUUUUAAGGUUCCCCCCCCCCCCAAUAAAAUCAUGUCUAUCAAAA
This is a messenger RNA of Rhineura floridana, 3124 nucleotides long. RefSeq names its product EGF like domain multiple 7 (gene EGFL7). Gene Ontology annotation, biological process: anatomical structure development. Gene Ontology annotation, molecular function: calcium ion binding; signaling receptor binding. The coding region runs from base 524 to 1354 and encodes 276 amino acids. NCBI's taxonomy places the organism in Eukaryota, Metazoa, Chordata, Lepidosauria, Squamata, Rhineuridae. Gene Ontology annotation, cellular component: extracellular region; cell surface. The transcript has 10 exons. The record is from RefSeq and is a predicted model, not a curated record.